AUGUCGACGACUUCAGCCGCGGGAAAAUCGACAUCCCAGCGAACCGAGUCUACCACCAGAGCAUCAAGCGCCUCGAUAACUCGCCUCGGUGGAAAAGGAUCGAAAUCGGUAAUCCCAAGGUGCUCGACGCCCGCCCUCGGGCCGAAAUUGCCGAUCAGCACCCACCAGCAGGCGACAUGUCCAAAGUCCUCGUCAGACGGUGUUCAGGCUUCCGGUACUGCGCAACAGGAUCGCGAAGCGGCACCGACCAAGCCGACGAACUCGGAGGAGACAUCGUCUCAGUCGAAUCUUGGAGACCAAACACCCCGGAGUCGAAUCUCGGCUUUGCCGACGUUCACGGGGCUGCGACGUGGUGGGAUGAUAAAAAAUGGAGCCUCCUCGAGCGUCUCGACGAUCAAGCCAAAGCCCGGGAUGAACACGGUUCUGCAGAAACGACAAUUGGAGAAUCAGUUCGCAACGAAGAGGCAGAAGUACACGUCCCUCAGGAAGGAACUGACCGACAAGCAGAAACAAGCCCUGGACUUGUACGAAGAGAUUUCCGAGCUCCGGGAUAAGGUGAUCGCGGCAGGUUUGAAGGAUCCGGGGAAGGUAGAGAAGGUCCAGGUGGUCAGGAACGAUGCCCUUCGAGAAACGUCGGGGUUCUGCGAUGGCGAGUCUGGUGAACGGCUGUUCUAUCACUGCACAUUGACGUCCUUGGUGGCGAACGACUUCGCGGCGACGUUCGAAGAAAAGCUGAACGAUUUGACGAGCUUGAGUGGCAACGUGUGUCGGGAAGCGCUGGACAAACGGGCCGACAUGAUUGGCUUGCUGGCCGAAUUCAGCACCGGAAACAGCGCCAAGUUCGACUCGGAAAUGGCCAAGCAGCUCGAGAGUCACGAACUCGAGGAGGUCGAGGCACUCCAGAAGCGACUCGAGGAAGCGGCUUCGAAGCAGCGUGACAUGAUCGGCGAGCUCGUGAGGAACAUCCUGGCACUUUGGACCGAGCACGAGAGCUACAGGAGUCAUAUUACCGAGCUCGAGAACUCGGGCGAAGGGCUGGUCAGAGAGCUCAGGGAGAAGCUCAGAUCGGCUGUCGAGGAACUUGACGCUGAGAGGGAGAAGGUCGCCCAAAUCAAGGAGCGGAAGAGCGCGGUUGAGACGCAGCUUCAGAAAGCCAGGACCAAGAUACGCGAACUCGAGAGCCACGCGAACUCCAACGAGGCCAAGAUCCAGCAGCUUCAGGGCAGUCUCAAGUCCCUUGAUAACCUGGUGAAGCAGAAGGAGGCGGCCUUCGAGGCCCGUAGCAAGGACAUGCACAAGGCGAUGAAGAACAGCGAGAGCCUCGUCGCGAAGACGGAGAAGCAGCGAGACAGUCUCGAAUCACGGGUCAAUGAAUUGAAAAAGAAAAUCGACCAGAAAGAGGCCGAGUCCAGUGAGGCCAUCAAGAGACUCUCGAAGCAGCUUGAAGACACUGAGAAAGAACUUACAGCGGAAAAGGAAGCCAGGUCCCGAGCCGAGGAAAAGGUCUUCGAGCUGACCGAACGGUGCACCAAACUCGAAGAGAAGAGUCAGCAGCUUUGCGACCUCGCGGAGAACACCAAGGACUUGACCGUCAAGCCAGUUGACGGCGUACACACUGAAAACGAAAUCCAACUUUGGAACGAGCUGCAGACUGCCAGAACCGCUUUGGCUGCCCAGGAGGACAAGCUGCUUCAGGUCCAACGCGAGAAGGAAGAGAUCAUCACAGUUCUUCAGCAGGCAGCGGACCAAGAGGAUUCAGAAAGUGUGAAGAACAAGCUAGCCGCAGAGUUAGUAACGAAAAGCGAAGAGCUUCAGGAAGCCAACUCGGAAAGAGCGGAGCUUCAGAAGAGAUUGAAGACCGCACUUGAGAAGAGUGAAAACGUCGAGAGACAGUUGUCCGAGCUGCAGGGCAGACUACACGCCCAAUCAAAGGAGGCCGGUAAAUCGGGAUGGGCGGCGCACACCAUCGAGCUACAUCAGCAGCUGUCCGACCUUCGAUCGACCAUGGCUGAACUUCAGCGUCACAACGAGGAACUUGAAACCGCGCUGAUCCAGAAACAACUCGAGGUCGAGCAGCGGGAUAGGAUUAUGAGGGAACAAAGCAAGGUCCUCAAAGUCAGGGACGAGCUCAUCGGACUCCUCAAGGGCCAGGGAAAAAACGGCUCGGAAAACGGAACCCAGGAACACCAGAACCAGCUGGACCCUGAGACCAUCAAUCGUCUGGUGAACAAGCAGAUCGCGGCGAAGGCGGAUGAUCUGCAGGCUCUUUACACCACCCUGGAAAGCAAGCAGAUGCAGCUUAUGAGGCUGGAGAAGGUGGUGCGCCAGAUGGAGGACGAGAACGACCGUUCCCAGGCGACGCGGACGAAGCUGGAGAAGGAAGUCGCCCAGCUGCGACUCGAGUUGCACGAGAGAAAGCGGGACCGUCGGUACGUCGAGCCGCGGUUAACCCGGUCCCCGAAUUCUCGAUCUUCCUCGCCGAUUCCGGUGCUGCCGAGGCUGCCGGGACCGCGUCCGAUCCGCUCGCGGAAUCCGUCGCCGCGUGCGAAAUCGGCAAGCGGUGAUGAGAAGUCGGCGAGGUCGAAUCCCUGCGGGGAAUCCCCGUCGGUCCAAAAACUGAACGACAUUAUUCGAGCCCUCGAAAUCGAGAGGGCGCGAGGCCCGCACAGGAUUCCCCGACGCGUAUCUAGAUCCCUGAGGGGAAGCCCCGUGCGAAACAGUACCGAAAUACGCGAAGACCUCUACAACUGGCUGAUGCAGCCUUCGGCUGACAAACGAUCGGCUCAGACAAAUUCCAAACACGAAUUCGUUAAGCAUUCGCGGGCACUUUUGAACGGGGAAUUGUCCAGACGCAAUACCGAAUACGAAGUCGGCUCCUCUAUCUGGAUCGAACAGGAUACACCAACGCGGACUUCCCCGUUGAUUCGCGUCCGCCAAAAUUCAACUACAUCGCUGGGAGUAAAUGACUGUUUAUAUUUUAAAUUAAACUUACGAGUGCCUGGCCUUUUAAACAGACCCAUCAGUAGCUGA
This is a messenger RNA of Diprion similis, 3030 nucleotides long. Its product is annotated as unconventional myosin-XVIIIa-like. The record is from RefSeq and is a predicted model, not a curated record. The coding region runs from base 1 to 3030 and encodes 1009 amino acids. The transcript is spliced from 12 exons. Lineage: Eukaryota; Metazoa; Arthropoda; Insecta; Hymenoptera; Diprionidae.